CUUCGGAGUACGGACGCAAAGCCGGAAGACAAUGGCGGCGGCCGUUUUGAAGAGAUUGUGGCCCCGAAGCCGCGGAGCGACUGGUGACACUGCGGCCGCGAAGCCCGGCGUGUGGGCACGGUUGGGCGCCUGGGCCCGCGCGCUGCUCCGGGACUACGCUGAGGCCUGCGGGGACGCGGCGGCGGCGGCGAGGGCCCGACCCGUGCGGGCGGCCGUGUACGUGGGGCUGCUGGGUGGCGCGGCGGCCUGCUGCGCCCUCGCGCCGAGCGAGGCGGCCUUUGAGGAGGCGCUGCUCGACGCGUCGGGGACCCUCCUGCUGCUGGCGCCCGCCACGCGCAACCGCGACUCGGAGGCGUUUGUGCAACGGCUGCUCUGGCUGCGGGGUCGCGGCUGCCUGCGCCACGUGAGCCUGGGUCUCUGCUCGCUGGUGUACGAGGCGCCCUUCGACGCCCAGGCCAGCCUCUACCAGGCCCGCUGCCGCUACCUGCAGCCCCGCUGGAUCGACUUCCCGGACCGGAUCCUGGAUGUGGGCUUCGUGGGCCGCUGGUGGGUGCUGGGGACCCGGAUGCGCGACUGCGACAUCAACGACGACGAGUUUCUGCACCUGCCGGCACAUUUGCGCGUCGUCGGGGCCCACCAGCUGCGCUCGGAGGCCAACGAGCGGCUCUUCGACGAGAAGUUCAAGCCCGUGGUGCUCACCGACGAUCAGGUGGACCAGGCGCUGUGGGAGGAGCAGGUCUUGCAGAAGGAGAAGAAGGACCAGCUCGCCCUGAGCCAGGCUGACCCGCUGGUGCCGUCGGAAGUCGCGAGGUGAAACCCAGACCAGCCUGGGUCCCGAUCGGGCUCUGAGCCCCGGCAGACUGUUGGCCCGGGAUUGUGCAGUUGGUGCGAGUGAGCCUCAAACGCUGAGUGACAGAAAUAAAUUAUUUGCACUGUUCUCUCCCUGCGUUUUCACAAAAUCGGGGGCCUCCCUCUCACCUGUUGAUUGUGAGCUGACGCUAAUUCAGAGCCUCCUUGGUCUAGGAGUUGGAGAGCGGCAUGCCAUGUCAUGUUUAGCACUGCCAGAGUUAGUAGGGAGCAUUAGACCGAAAUAAGCCUUUUUUCACGGGGCUUCACAGCCUAAGGUAUCACAGUUGUUCGGUAACUCUCAAGCUCUACUAAGAACUUUGAGACUGACCUGGGAUAGGUGAAGUGCCCUUUCCACACCUCAGAUUCCUUCUCUGUAAACAGGAGCACAAUCUGUUCGGGGUGUUAGCAAAAUCAGAGACCACCAGAAAGCACUUGGUACCUAGCAGGCCCUCGCGGUGUGCAGUGGGGAUGAGUGGGGAGGAUUGCGGCUCUCACUCCACACCCUUCCUGCCUGACCCUGGGAAGGGAGCACAGCUCCCCAGCUUCACCUGCAGCCCCGCAGAGCCGCCCCGGGAAGUGCUCAGUAAACGGAGGAGCACAGAGCUGGGAGCCUGGGUUCGCUUCUCUCUCAGAACAAAAGGACGCUUGGCUAUAACAGGAGCAUUUUCCAGUUCUGUCUUUCUCUUUUCUUUCUGAAGUAGCUUGAAUCACGUCAGCUUUCCAGGCCAGUCCAGGAGUUGGCCUCUAGAUGUCCUCAGGGGCUGCAGGAGCCGGGCCGGGCGAGGUGCCUACUGUACUCGCCAGGCACGCGGGGGCGCAGGUGAGACACGGGCAGAGGUGCUCCGCUCUGCCUCACCCAGGCCAGCCCCUCUGGCUGUGAGUCCUGGCCCUGUCUUCCGGGACCCCACAAGUGUGCUGGGUGCCCCCGAGGGGAGGCCCGCCUGUGACCAUGGGGCAAGGCAGGUCUACCACCCGCCAGAGCCCCAUGGACCCCUGCGAAGAGCUCGGGCACCACAUGGCCGUCACACACACCAGGCGAACCUGGAGUUUAGAAGUUCACUGCCCACUGACCCUGCAAGGGACCCCCUUGUUAUUAUUAUUUUUUUUUAAUUUUAUUUAUUUAUUUAUUCACUUAUUUAUUUG
Molecule: messenger RNA, 1992 nt
Organism: Physeter macrocephalus (sperm whale)
Lineage: Eukaryota; Metazoa; Chordata; Mammalia; Artiodactyla; Physeteridae
Gene: TIMM29
Product: translocase of inner mitochondrial membrane 29
Exons: 2
Coding region: 32-814 (260 amino acids)
Biological process (GO): protein insertion into mitochondrial inner membrane
Cellular component (GO): TIM22 mitochondrial import inner membrane insertion complex
Source: RefSeq, a predicted model, not a curated record